AUGCCACCUCCAACCACGGUCCCAAAGAGUUCGAAAAACUCCUCCCAAAAGAGCAACAAGCCUCCACGAGUCCAAGCUUCAUCUCCAAAGAUCCAAGAGCAAGAUCAAAAAGAGAAGAAGAAGAAGCGAAUGAGCUUGGUGGCGACGAUGAAAGAAUUCGGCGCCAAGGAGCCAAUGAUGGAGGAAGAGCAAGCGGCCGAUAAUGUGGAACUACCUGAAGCAAUUACCUUCGACGAGUUUCGCACGAUGGACAUCUUGACAGAUAACGGCUUACGCGAGUUCUGCAAAAAAGUUGCUGAUGUUCGCGAACUCGAAAAAGCAGUUGCCUUUCUGGACGAGAAAAAUGCUGCAUUGGAAAAGAACAUCAAAGCUGAAAAAGUUGCCUUGAAGCUUGAGACGGACGAGUUUUUCCUGACGGAGAAUGCGAUCGAAAAGUAUGAAAAGAAGCUGGAGCAUUCAAUCGAGAGGCUUGAAGAUUCCAUCGAGACCGUAGAGUCGAUUCGACGUCUCCAGACGAGGUUGGUCAAAGCUGAUUCGGCUGUGCGAGUCCUGACUCAGACUGUCAAAAGAUCGGCCCAGAUUGAAACUGAACGAAUCCUGCAGAUUCGAAAUAAUGGACUCGUGGCGAUGGAAGCUAAGGAAUGGACUGCGAACUUGGAGGAUUACCUCGCUUACCAGAAGGUAAUCAAAGGGAUCUCGAUGGAAAAGAAGCCCAUGACCCGGAACCAGAUGAUCGUCUGGCUCAUCGAGAAGAGCAAUUCGCCUUCCACGGAAGAACCGGCAAAGACUAUUCCGCCUGGAGAACAAAACAACAACGAUUCGGACCAACGAGCUGCUUCUUCAGAGAUCGGAAAACCAGAAGCAAAUGCGAAAAAGAGAAGAUGA
Messenger RNA from Oikopleura dioica, 885 nucleotides. NCBI's taxonomy places the organism in Eukaryota, Metazoa, Chordata, Appendicularia, Copelata, Oikopleuridae. The record is from the annotation of a GenBank genome assembly.